Oncorhynchus masou masou (cherry salmon) is the source of this 2157-nucleotide messenger RNA. RefSeq names its product calumenin-A. Bases 112 to 1059 code for a protein of 315 amino acids. The record is from RefSeq and is a predicted model, not a curated record. The transcript has 7 exons. NCBI's taxonomy places the organism in Eukaryota, Metazoa, Chordata, Actinopteri, Salmoniformes, Salmonidae. Gene Ontology annotation, cellular component: endoplasmic reticulum. Gene Ontology annotation, molecular function: calcium ion binding.
CUCCUUUAAGAAGGAAGGAGGCCGAUGCUAGGGUGUGUUUAUUAAACGGUUGACUUGUGAAACAGAUUUAGUGUAGAUAUUGUCUCUGGAAUCAUCAGGCAGGUAGGUAGGAUGGAGAUCAGGCCGUUACUCAUGUGCUUUGCACUCUGCGUGGUCUAUGCCACCAGUAAACCCACCGAGAAAAAGGAACGCGUUCACCACGAUGCACCUCUCAGCAGCCGCGAGCACGACGAUGCUCAGGGCUUCGACUACGACCACGAUGCCUUCCUGGGACAAAAGGAGGCCAAAUCUUUUGACGAGCUCAGCCCAGAGGAGAGCAAGCGCAGGCUAGGUGUAAUUGUAGAGAAGAUUGAUGGGGACAGUGAUGGUUUUGUCACUGAGGUGGAGCUGAAAGCUUGGAUUAAGAAGGCUCAGAAGAAGUACAUCUAUGAGAACGUGGACCGCCAAUGGAAGGACUUUGAUGUCAACAAUGACGGCAUGAUCUCCUGGGAGGAAUACAGGAACGUAACUUAUGGUACCUAUCUGGAUGACUCAGAACCAGAUGAUGGCUACAACUACCAGCACAUGAUGGCGAGGGACGAGAGGCGUUUCAAAAUGGCCGACCAGAACGGAGACCAGAUCGCCAACAAAGAGGAGUUCACCGCCUUCCUACACCCAGAGGAGUACGACCACAUGAAGGACAUAGUGGUGCUGGAAACCAUGGAGGACAUUGAUAAGAAUGGUGAUGGUUUCAUUGACCUGAAUGAAUACAUAGGUGACAUGUACAACCAUGAAGAUGAGAUGGAGGAGCCAGACUGGGUUGCGACAGAGCGCGAGCAAUUCUCAGAGUUCCGGGAUAAGAACAAAGACGGGAAGAUGGAUCGGGAGGAGACUAUGGACUGGAUCCUUCCUUCAGACUACGACCAUGCAGAGGCCGAGGCCAAACACCUCGUCUACGAGUCUGACUCAAACAAAGAUGGAAAGCUCAGCAAGGAAGAGAUCCUGAACAAGUACGACUUGUUUGUAGGAAGUCAAGCAACUGACUUUGGCGAGGCGCUGGUACGGCACGAUGAGUUUUAGAUGAUUUAGUCCUAGCUAGAUAAGUUUUAUACUUGGUUUGAUUUUUAUUUUGUACGAAACCUAUUCAUGCAGUACAUUGUCUCCAAUUCGUUUGUGGUUGAUAGCACCUAAUAGUUACGUGUGUUUAUAUAUACUGACUUCCCAUCCCAACACUUCAUUUUAUUGUUCUGUUACGUACAUAGGUAGUUUAGAUUGGUCAUUAUUUUACCUUGGUUUGAAACACAAUGGUAUACUCACAAGCACUGAAUACCUCUUUUGGAGUUGUAAUCAUUUAUAAUUCUUCCACCAAACCCUUCAUAAGUGGGAAUGAUUUGGUGUUUUUUACAGUCAUGUUUUGAAUGACACUGAUUGUAGUGAUAGCCUAUCAUUUCUUAGUAUAGUUAGCAAAUGAGAGAUGCUACCCAACAUUAGCCUCCUACAUUUCCUUUUACCCAGUGUGUGCCUUCUGAGUAGUCUUUUGGGAGCUCAACCAAUGAAACUGACACUAAAUAUCAGUGAAUCAGAGGGUCAUGGGAACGUGAGUCCACUACAGUGAAAUCAUCCCUCACCCUGCUCUGUUUCUCCAUAAACACUUUCUUUGACCCCCUUUUCUUCACAUGUACUGUAUUUGUCUAUCGUGACUAGGGCCAUUAUUAUUAGCAGUUCAUCACUGCAUCUGUAGCCUUCUCCCCUGUCAACCACUGCCUCUCAGCAGUCUACAGUGGCUUCCUCUCCUUGCCUCCAUCUGCAUUGGUCUAGAAACAAAUGAUAGGUGACCAAUGUGAAACAAGAAAAGGAAACCGUUGGACUAUUGAGUAGCAGCACAAGUGUGAGAACGCGUCUGUUGUUCUAUUGGUUAGAAAUACGAGCGGUUGUUCUUCCUUCCUGUGGGGCGUGCUGAACUGAAAGGUUGGUGCAUUGCAGCGUCGUUGCUGAAUUGCGCUUGCUUAAAAUUAAAUUAAGAUUAUGUUGAAGUAUUUACAUAGUCAGCAAGUGUUUCUUUUCUGAAUUUAUGCACAGAAUGUAUGGACAUUCAUAUUUUGGAUUGAAUGCUGUACUUUUGAUUCCACAGCCCAUUUCUCAAUAAAAAAAACUCAUUGAGUAAACUUAUUUGUUCAA